GAUCAGAAAAAUAGUCAUUUCAAAUAAAUGUCGUUUGUAGAGUUUGAACAUCACAGCUAAAAUGUGCGCAGUUCCUUAAUAAAAAAAAAACAAGAAACAUAAAGAAACCGUUCGAUCCCCUCUCUCAGAACAGCUUCCGGAGAUUGUUCAAUGCAACGCAUUUCCUUUACGUCACCAGCUACAAUAUCUGUAAACUUUCAACGAUCCGGUUCCUUGGGACAAGGCUGAUUUGACGCUCAGUUUAGUGAAGAGCAGUUUGGUUGUGUAGUUAACGUGAUGGAAAGCAAGAAAAUUGUUCUCAUUCUGCUUGAGUCAUUCCUGCUAUUUCUUGUGCUAUUGAGUGCGCAAGGUGAAAGUUCAGUUUUGAAACUGGAAGGUUUGAAACUGAAUGACUUGAUCGAAUGGAAAGGACAAAUUUCCCGGAAAAGCGCACCAGGUCAACUUCAGAUAACAGCGAAUACAAACAGACCAGGCACACAGUACACCAUGAUGCGAUUGCAAAUACAAGGGGCACGACACAGAAUGAUGUUUCGAUAUGGCAUCAAGGGAAAGGAAAGAAGUACGCCGCCAAAACUUUGUCCAGAUAAUCUUAUCCACCCGGGUCGGGAUUUUCUGAUUAUUAUUCAUGUAACGACAGGAUAUCUAAACGUUUACUAUGAAGGAAGACUAAAGUUUAUUUUACCGAUUUCCACUCUUACAAGCAUUGAAAAUGCAGUAUCAAUAAGAAUUCACGGUUCGGUGACUACGAAACAACUGAGAGUACUUACCGGCGCAGAUAUUAUAAACGAACUUCAGACACCAAACUGCGGUAGGAUCAUAAGGGGAGGAAAUGUGCCGCAAUUUUGCCGUGGUGGUGAGCAACAACGGAUUGUUGGUGGAACAACCGCGCGCCCGGGAAACUUUCCUUGGCAAAUAUCUAUUCGCAAAGUUAAAGCUUAUUCAAAUGGCUCCCCGCACGUUUGUGGUGGAACACUUAUAGCAGGACAGUGGGUGAUUACUGCUGCUCACUGCUUUACAGGUAGAGUAAAAAGAGAAAGGAAGAAACACUUUGUUCGAGUUGGAGAUUAUUUCAACCGAGAUAACCUUCCUCAUAGUCAGGAUUCUAUGGUUGAAGAGUCACAUGAUAUACCAAUUAGCCAAAUUUAUAUCCACGAGGGUUUUACUCAGUACCCUGCAACAAGAAACGAUAUUGCUUUAAUUAAACUAAGCGAACCGGUGUCGCUAACACGGUUUGUUCAACCUGCUUGCCUUCCUACAUCUCCUGACCAGUUUACAGACGGAAAUACAUGUGGCAUAUCUGGCUGGGGUGCUACCAAUUUUACCCAAUUACGAGACGAAUACCCCUUUUGUUUAAGAGCAGCAACCGUACACACUUGGCCAGAUAAAAAUUGUUCCCGAUCCUAUCCGAGAAGUUUUUCUAAUGAUAGCAUGCUAUGUGCUGGGGAUGAAGGUAUUGACACGUGUCAAGGUGAUAGUGGAGGUCCACUAACGUGUCUCAGUAGAGAUGGUAAUAUUACUCUGUGGGGAAUUACAAGCUACGGGAAAGGAUGUGGGCAUAAAUCGCAGCCAGGUGUCUACACAAAAGUGUCUGAGUUCGUUGUGUGGGUAUACUUCAAGAUGAAAUUACAAGAUGCAAACGGAAUGCCCGACGCAGAAGAACGAGACCAAAGUCCUUUAUUAUAUUGCCAACAAUAGUUUGACGGAAACAACAUCAUAAAUCAACAAUAAAAUUUUGUAAACUUUUGACAUAUUCGUUUUUAUUUAAUGUUUCAUGAGACAUGACAUAACCACGACGUAUUUUUAGCAUUACAUUUGUUGUAAUUAAAUUCGUAGUCAUUUUUAGGUUAAUCAUUUAUUAAUAUUUAGUAUACAUCGAGUUCAUUUUAAUUUGGUAAAGAAAGAAAAACGUCUAGUUUUAAUUCCCUACAUUGCGAAUAUAAACCGAACUGGUGUUUAUUCUUGCGCUCCUAUAUGUACCAUCUACGGAAUAAACCGUAGCUAUUGGACAGAUUAGUUUUGAACAAGAACUUUAAAAGAAUUUGUUCACAAUUGUCAUUUAUUAAUCUCAUUAUUAUUAAUUUAUAAACUUUUCUAUAGAAAUUG
Molecule: messenger RNA, 2103 nt
Organism: Ciona intestinalis (vase tunicate)
Lineage: Eukaryota; Metazoa; Chordata; Ascidiacea; Phlebobranchia; Cionidae
Source: RefSeq, a predicted model, not a curated record